Molecule: messenger RNA, 654 nt
Organism: Drosophila suzukii
Lineage: Eukaryota; Metazoa; Arthropoda; Insecta; Diptera; Drosophilidae
Source: RefSeq, a predicted model, not a curated record
AGGUGCCUGAUGCCCCAUUAACUUGACAAAAUGGGUUUCCACAUGGGACGACAGCUGCUGCUCUCCGGAUUCCUGCUGGUGAUGCUCCAAGUGGUGACCCAAACGCAGGCCAGGCCACAGGAUGUGAUCACAGUGGCCGGCGAGGAGACAGAGGUGGUCAUUAAGCAAGAGGGCGAUGGCGAUGACGACGACUCCUCCUCCGAGGAAACUGUGGAGGAUUCAGAGGAGAACAGACGCAGGCGGCGGGAGGUGAACACCGACAAUACCCCGUUGGGUCGAGCGGUCAUUCCAGGUUUGCCAGAUCCGGCCACCAUAAUCAAGAUCGCUGAGCUUUUUCAAUCCGUAGGCGAGCAAAUAGUCCCCAUCCUGGUGGAGGCUAUUCUGCCCAGCGUGGAUGAAGCGGGCGAUCGCUUCGCCAGAUCCCUGCAGUUCCUUAAAAACUUCGGACCCGGACUGGAAUCUUUUGCAACCGAGAAGAACGAAUAGCCCAGCUAACUAUAUAGUGGCACAAAGUGAAAGAACUCGUUUGACUUUGGUAUCUGGACAGUGGAUUAGACUAGGAUGUCGUUUGGUUUCUUGAGUUUCUUAAAAAUAAAAUCGUUGACCUACUUUUACUGUUAUGGUACAACUCAAAUAAUAAUGGUAAAAACCAGA